Messenger RNA from Galeopterus variegatus (Sunda flying lemur), 1540 nucleotides. RefSeq names its product transmembrane protein 246 (gene PGAP4). The record is from RefSeq and is a predicted model, not a curated record. The coding region runs from base 237 to 1466 and encodes 409 amino acids. The transcript has 2 exons. Lineage: Eukaryota; Metazoa; Chordata; Mammalia; Dermoptera; Cynocephalidae. Gene Ontology annotation, cellular component: Golgi membrane. Gene Ontology annotation, molecular function: glycosyltransferase activity. Gene Ontology annotation, biological process: GPI anchor biosynthetic process.
CUGCGCCGCGGGAGGAGGAGAGGCUGGGGCGGCCACCAAACCGCGCCGCGCCCGUUCCUGCCCGCCCCGGUGUCCACGAUGGCACCUCCUCCAGGGUCAGCCAGCCCGCCAGCCUAGGUGGGGACACCAGAGGCGGCCCUCGGCGUGCGCCGGGGACGGAGCUGGCCGUCCUCACCAGGUUUGACUUGUGCUGAUUCUGGCCUAAGUUCCAGGAUGGUUUGCUCCUGGGAUCAGACAUGAACAAAGUUGACCUCAUGAGCACUUCACCCUCUCCAGCCGCCAUGCUGCUCCGGAGGCUGAGGAGACUCUCCUGGGGCAGCACUGCCGUCCAGCUCCUCAUCCUGACGGUGGUGACCUUUGGCCUGUUGGCCCCCCUGGCCUGUCACCGGCUUCUGCACUCUUACUUCUACCUGCGCCAUUGGCAUCUGCACCAAAUGAGCCAAGAGUUCCUGCAGCAAAGCUUGAAAGAGGGGGAGGCUGCCCUCCACUACUUCGAGGAGUUGCCCUCCGCCAAUGGCUCAGUGCCCAUCGUCUGGCAGGCCACCCCCCGCCCCUGGCUGGUGAUCACCAUCAUCACUGUGGACAGGCAGCCUGGCUUCCACUAUGUCUUGCAGGUGGUGUCCCAGUUCCACCGGCUUCUUCAGCAAUGCGGCCCCCAGUGCGAGGGGCACCAACUCUUCCUGUGCAACGUGGAGCGUAGUGUGAGCCAUUUCGAUGCCAAGCUGCUCUCCAAGUAUGUCCCCGUGGCUAACCGCUACGAGGGCACUGAGGAUGAUUAUGGCGAUGACCCUUCGACCAACUCAUUUGAGAAAGAGAAGCAGGAUUAUGUCUACUGCCUGGAGUCAUCCCUGCAGACCUACAACCCAGACUACGUCCUGAUGGUGGAAGAUGACGCCGUUCCAGAGGAGCAGAUCUUCCCCGUGUUGGAGCACCUUCUGCGGGCUCGCUUCUCUGAGCCACACCUCCGAGAUGCCCUUUAUCUAAAGCUCUAUCACCCUGAGAGGCUCCAGCACUACAUCAACCCAGAGCCCAUGCGGAUCCUGGAGUGGGUCGGUGUGGGCAUGUUGCUAGGACCCUUACUAACCUGGAUAUACAUGAGGUUUGCCAGCCGUGCAGGGUUUAGCUGGCCCGUCAUGCUCUUCUUCUCUCUGUACAGCAUGGGUCUGGUUGAACUGGUGGGUCGGCAUUAUUUCCUGGAACUGCGGCGUCUGAGCCCUUCCCUGUACAGCGUAGUGCCUGCCUCUCAGUGUUGCACCCCAGCCAUGCUCUUCCCUGCCCCUGCGGCCCGCCGGACCCUCACCUACCUGUCCCAGGUGUACUGCCACAAGGGCUUUGGCAAGGACAUGGCACUGUACUCACUGCUGAGGGCCAAGGGAGAGCGGGCCUACGUGGUAGAGCCCAACCUUGUGAAACACAUAGGGCUCUUCUCCAGCCUCCGGUACAACUUUCAUCCCAGUCUGCUCUAAGGGUGCCAAGAAACGCCUUUCUGAAAUUAUCUACUUCUUGGAGAUUCAAAUUUUGAGCUCUUUAUUUAGACAUG